This is a messenger RNA of Gekko japonicus, 837 nucleotides long. RefSeq names its product olfactory receptor 14A16-like. Gene Ontology annotation, molecular function: odorant binding; G protein-coupled receptor activity; olfactory receptor activity. Gene Ontology annotation, biological process: G protein-coupled receptor signaling pathway. The record is from RefSeq and is a predicted model, not a curated record. Gene Ontology annotation, cellular component: membrane. Bases 1 to 837 code for a protein of 278 amino acids. Lineage: Eukaryota; Metazoa; Chordata; Lepidosauria; Squamata; Gekkonidae. The transcript has a single exon.
AUGGCCUCCCUUAUUGCAAACAUUCUUGUUUUCACAGUUAUAGCCACUGGCCACCAUAUUCAUACUCCAAUGUACUUUUUCCUAAUGAACUUAUCAAUCAUUGACAUUGGUUCCAUAUCUAUCACUCUUCCCAAAGCCAUGGCCAAUUCCUUCCUAAACACUAGGCUAAUUUCAUAUUAUGAAUGUGCUGCACAAGUAUUUUUCCUUUUCUUCUUCUUGUCCUCAGAGUGGAUCCUUCUAACAAUCAUGGCAUAUGAUCGCUACGCUGCUAUCUGUGAUCCCCUGAACUAUGGACGAGUAAUGAACAGGAGGUUUUGUUUUCAAAUGGCAAUGAGUGCCUGGAUUGGAGGACUUUUGUAUGGAAUUGUUAAUGUGACUAGCACAUUCCUAAUCACUUUUUGCUCCAGGGUAAUCAAUCAGUUCUUUUGUGAAGUUCCUCACCUGCUCAGACUCUCCUGUUCUAAUCUUUACCUCAUUGAAAUUGGGGUUCUUAUCGUAGCUUCAUGUAUCUGUACAUGUUGUUUGGGUUUCAUAGCUGCAUCUUAUGUUUAUAUUUUCCGAACAGUACUAGGAAUUACUUCUGUGGAGGGAAAUUCAACAUGCAUCCCUCACUUGAUAGUUGUUUCUCUAUUUCUCACUGUCGGUAUGAUUGCCCAUCUAAAGCCAGCUUCCAGCUCCCCCUCUAACUGGGAUCUUGCUCUUUCUUUAAUGUAUACCGUGGUACCACCGACACUGAAUCCAAUAAUUUAUACAAUCAGAAACAAGGAGAUCAAAGCAGAAAUUUCCAAAGUCAUCUAUUGGGCAGUUCAUGUCAACAGAAAAAUGGCAGUUUUUUAG